AUGAAUCUAUAUCACAGAGUGGAAUCGUCGCCGACUCUGUCUCAAGAAGAAAUUACAGCUGCAAUUAUGUGUAGAGCUGCCAAUGUCGCUCGAUACUACUGCGAUAAUCGCGCGGGUAAUCACAGACAUCAGCCCAAUCAAUAUUGGGACGCAUGUGAUAAGCAUCCGAACCCGGCACUUCGAAACCUACGCUACCUAGAAACACUGCAGGAACCGCCGUGUUCUGGUACUCUUAAUUCCCCUUUGCUAGAAGAUAGCCACAUUACCCAUCUACUCGCACUGGUAUUUGCAGUUAGCAAGGACUGUCCUCUCGCUACGGGCGCCCCGAACGCAAGAGAGAACAUUUUCGACAACGUCGAACGAUAUUCCCAGUAUCUCAAUGAGAGACCACGGCUAGACCAGAAAUAUACAGGCUAUGGAAACCAUCCAAGACAUCCGAUACGUCCAGACUCUUUGGAUCCGCAGAAAGCUGACGUGGUCGGUUACGCAUCCGACCUUCAGAAUCUGGAAGGAAUUUGGAUCCCGGAGGACAUUAACCUCGAGCGGAGACGAGCCCCUAUAAGAAUCGAUGUGAUGAACCGCCUUGUAUAUCAACUUUUUCGUGCAAAGAUUGAUUAUCAAGAGGCGUGGGUGUGUACGCAUCGUCGUUUGCCUGCAGAACUUUAG
This is a messenger RNA of Botrytis byssoidea, 666 nucleotides long. RefSeq lists its product as uncharacterized. The record is from RefSeq and is a predicted model, not a curated record. The coding region runs from base 1 to 666 and encodes 221 amino acids. The transcript is spliced from 2 exons. NCBI's taxonomy places the organism in Eukaryota, Fungi, Ascomycota, Leotiomycetes, Helotiales, Sclerotiniaceae.